Molecule: messenger RNA, 1861 nt
Organism: Nylanderia fulva
Lineage: Eukaryota; Metazoa; Arthropoda; Insecta; Hymenoptera; Formicidae
Product: glyceraldehyde-3-phosphate dehydrogenase-like
Biological process (GO): glycolytic process; glucose metabolic process
Cellular component (GO): cytosol
Molecular function (GO): NADP binding; glyceraldehyde-3-phosphate dehydrogenase (NAD+) (phosphorylating) activity; NAD binding
Source: RefSeq, a predicted model, not a curated record
GGUUUAUAUUAGCGAUCCGUGCCCUUCAAAUGACACUACUUCGUUAGUAGCCGCGCCGGACAGAACUGAUUUUUCUUAAGCAAGUUGCAAUCAAGAAGACGACAUGAGCAAAAUCGGAAUUAAUGGAUUUGGCCGUAUCGGCCGUCUCGUGCUUAGGGCUUCCUUGGAACGCGGUGGCCAGGUCGUCGCCAUCAACGAUCCUUUCAUCGGUCUCGAUUACAUGGUCUACAUGUUCAAAUAUGACUCCACCCACGGCAAGUUCAAGGGAGAGGUCAAGGCCGAGGGUAACUGCCUCGUUGUCAAUGGAAAUAAGAUUGCAGUCUUCAGCGAGCGCGAGCCCAAGGCGAUUCCUUGGGCGAAGGCUGGCGCCGAGUACGUCGUCGAAUCCACCGGCGUGUUCACGACCAUCGAGAAAGCAUCUGCUCACUUGGAAGGCGGUGCCAAGAAGGUCAUCAUCUCCGCUCCAUCUGCUGAUGCACCAAUGUACGUAGUCGGUGUAAACUUGGAAGCUUACGAUCCGAGCCAGAAAGUAGUCUCCAACGCCUCCUGCACCACCAACUGCUUGGCACCUCUCGCCAAGGUGGUUCAUGACAACUUCGAGAUUGUCGAGGGUCUCAUGACAACCGUACAUGCGAUUACGGCCACUCAGAAAACCGUCGAUGGACCUUCUGGCAAGCUGUGGCGUGAUGGUCGUGGCGCGGCGCAAAAUAUUAUUCCCGCUGCAACUGGCGCUGCUAAAGCAGUCGGCAAGGUUAUUCCGGCUCUCAAUGGAAAACUCACCGGCAUGGCUUUCCGCGUACCCGUACACAAUGUGUCCGUAGUCGACUUGACGGUUCGACUUGCCAAGCCUGCGACAUACGAAGCUAUCAAGGCCAAAGUAAAGGAAGCUUCCGAGGGUCCUCUGAAGGGUAUUUUGGGUUACACCGAGGACGACGUUGUCUCAUCCGAUUUCAUCGGCGACAACCACUCCAGCAUCUUCGACGCUAAGGCUGGUAUACCUCUCAACGACAAUUUUGUAAAGCUGAUCUCGUGGUAUGACAAUGAGUUCGGUUAUUCCAGUCGAGUCAUCGACUUGAUCAAGUUCAUGCAGAGCAAGGACAACUAAACAGUUCCCGUAACUAAACAGUUUCUCGAUUAUUCAUCCGCGUCCUUAUAGCUCCGAUCUCGCCGUAUAGCGAAUUAAUCAACCGCUAUACGGUGCAUAUCAUUGUAAAAAAAGCUGUUAAAAAAGCUGUAAAAAAACACCGUGUUUAAUCAGCGUCAUUACUAACUCGUAGCAGAGAUGUACACGGAAUAAAGCAAGACGUGUAGCAUACAUUCUUUCUCGCACAGUUAAUAGAGUUGUAGAUAAAGCGGUGUAUUCAUCAUUUUAAUUGGAAUAUAAAACAAGACAGGUUCUAGCAUGUAUUGUAUUUGAAAAUCUAUAUUUAUCUGGUUACACUGUAUCAGAGUUGUUUCAGCGAAUCGUAAAUAAAAAUGUGAAUAUUGUCACAUAAAUAUAAUAUAACAGUACCUAUAAUCGCGAAAUUUAUGCUGCGUAAAAUCGAGGCGCAAUAAAAGUAGAGAGAAAUGUAUGACAAUAGAAAUUAAAGUUAAAUUUCCUUCUACUCACAAUAAACUCGAAUGAUUUUAUUUCUCAGAAAAUGAAGAAUAGUUUUGUCACAAUAUAUUUUUGUCAUGAGUACGGAGAUUUUACUAUACUUGUAUCCUACCGUGGUAGAAUUACAAGCAUAUAUACUCGCCUUUUAUCACUCGUUCAUUCGUACACUGGAGAUACAUAUAUAAGUACUUGUGAUUUUCUUCUGUACGAUUAACAUUAUUUUUCAUUCAUACAAUGACAUCAAUAAAAAUUAUUAUGAAA